AUGUACAAUCAGUCAGCAAACGGCUAUUCAGGUGGAGGCGGGGGAGGUGGUCCUGGCUACCCAGAAAAUCCUCGAUAUAACGACGAAGGUGAACCGUACGAAGAAGACGAAUUUGGACGUACAGAGGAAGAAUUUGCUGAAGAUAUGCAACGUGAGUUAGCUGAUGACGCACCAUGGAAAAGAAUCCAACAGAACACAUUUACACGUUGGGCUAACGAACACUUAAAGUUAGUUAAUCGUAACUUGGAUGAUUUACAAAGUGAAUUAGGCGAUGGCUUGAAUUUGAUCGCUCUAAUCGAAGUUUUGUCACAAAAGAAACUACCCAAAUACAAUAAACGACCAAAUUUCAUCUCACAAAAACUUGCUAAUGUUUCAAUGGUACUUGAUUUUCUUGAAAAUACCGAACGUAUACGUCUUGUCAAUAUCGAUGCAACGCACAUUGUUGAGGGAAAAUUGAAACUUAUUCUUGGCUUAAUAUGGACACUUAUCUUACAUUAUUCGAUUUCGUUACCUAUGUGGGAAUUCGAAACACCCGAUGCACCGGGCUCGGGACGAGAUGCGACACCAAAACAAAAAUUAAUGAAUUGGAUCCAAGAGAAAUUACCACCCGAAUUACCUAUUUCGAAUUUUACAUCUGAUUGGAACGACGGCCGUGCUAUUGGAGCACUUGUUGAUGCUUGUGCACCGGGACUCUUUCCGGAUUGGAACAAACGUGAUCCACGUAAUGCAUUAGAAAAUGCUAAAGAAGCCAUGGAUCUGGCUGAACGUUGGUUGGGCAUCCCACAAUUGAUUCAACCACAUGAAAUGGUUAAUCCACAAGUUGAUGAACAAUCGAUGAUGACAUAUUUAUCACAAUAUCCAAGCGCUAAAUUGAAACCGGGAGCACCACUUCAGCCACGAACAAAUUCAGCACGUGUCCGAUGUUAUGGUAAAGGUAUCGAACCAACCGGUAAUCAAGUUGGUGCGCCGGCCAAAUUCCAUGUCGAGACAUUUGCAGCAGGUCAAGGCAAUGUCGAACCUAUUGUUAUCAAUCCCAGAGGUCAACGAGAAAAAUGCGAUGUGGAAUUUCGUAACGAUAAGAAUCAAACUUAUGAUUGCACUUAUUAUCCAUCGAUGGAAGGACAAUACAAAGUUAUUGUGAAAUACGGUGGACAAGAAGUACCACGAUCACCAUUCUCACCGUACAUUGAAGGAAAAGCUGGUGAUGCUAGUCAAUGCCGAGCACACGGUCCAGGUCUUGAACCAAAUGGAGUGAUGGUUGAUAAACCAACAUGGUUCGAAAUCGAUGCAACAAAUGCAGGCAAUGGUCUGGCUGAAGUCAUUCUUGUUGAUCCACGUGGUCGACAAGAUGCCGUGCCCGUAUCUGUUAAACAAAUUGGUCCGGGAAGAUUUCGUUGUGAAUACGUACCACGUGAACCUGGCCUUCAUUCGGUUAAUGUCUUCUUUGCUGGUCGACCAAUACCAAAUAGUCCUUUUGGUGUUAAUGUUGCAUCAUCAUCGGACGCAAAGAAAUGUCGCGCUUAUGGACGAGGUAUUCAACCAAAAGGUGUUCGUACAGGUGAUGUAGCUGAAUUUCGUGUCAUUACAAAGGAUGCUGGCGAAGGUGCUAUGAAGGCGACCGUUACUGGACCAGAUGGUAAUGAAAUACCUUGCCGUGUAACGAAAACCAAUAGUACAACGUACGAAUGUGGCUAUGUACCCAAUCGCGUAGGUCCUCAUACAGUCAAUAUAACCUACGGUGGUGCACAUAUUCCACGCAGUCCAUUUCCUGUUAUGGUUGGACCCUACAAGGACUCACGUAUUCGAGCUUUUGGACCAGGUCUUGAAGGUGGCGUGGUUGGCUAUCCAGCUGAUUUUGUCGUUGAAACGAAUGGAGAAACUGGUUCAUUAGGUUUCUCGAUUGAAGGACCAUCACAAGCUCGUAUCGAAUGUCACGACAAUGGUGAUGGAUCAGCUAACGUACGAUAUUGGCCGACAGUACCUGGUGAAUAUGCAGUACAUAUUCUAUGCAAUGAUGAGGAUAUCCCACUUUCGCCAUUUAUGGCUUGGAUCGAAGGACCAGGAAAUUUCGAUCCAACUAAAGUUCGAGCAUAUGGUCCAGGAAUUGAACCAUCGGGACAAAUUAUUGGCAAACCAACGGAAUUUACUAUUGAUGCACAAAAUGCCGGAGAAGCACCAUUACGUGUUCAAGCUAUGGAUCAAGAAUAUCAACCGGUCGAUGUUCAAGUUCGAAAUAAUGGAAAUGGAACAUAUACUUGCCGAUAUACACCACGUACUCCAUUACGUCACUGUAUCUUAGUGGACUAUGGAGGUGUUGCCAUACCAAAUAGUCCAUUUCGUGUUUGGCCAACCGAACCAUCGAAUCCUUCGAAAGUUCGUGUCUUUGGUCCAGGUGUUGAACGUGGUGUUAAAAUGCAUAAUCCAACAUACUUUAUUGUUGAUUGUAAAGAAGCUGGACCAGGUGACAUUUCGAUUGCAUUAACCGAUACGAAAAAUCAAGAUGUACCAUUUUCUAUCGAUGACAAUCAAGAUGGUACCUUUCGUAUUGCAUACACACCAAAAUUACCAGGUGUACAUUGUAUCAGUGUUCUAUUUGGCGAUAACGAAAUACCGAUUUCACCAAUCAAAGUCAAUGUUGAACCCAAUAUUGAUGUUAGUAAAAUACGUGUCGAAGGUCUUGAAACAAUGCCUAUUGUUGGACAGCCUGCCCAGGUAACAUUGAAUACACUAGCGGCCGGUCCAUUACCGCCCAAUGCGGUUCAUGCACGUAUUACCGGACCAUCAGGAAAUACGCAGGACGCAGUUGUCACGCCUGCACCACAAGGAUAUAAUCUUCGUUUUAACGUACCCGAACCGGGAACAUAUGUCAUUGAACCAGAUGUAUGUACGUUACCUUUACGCCCUGUGCAAGUGACAGCGAUAGAACCGCUUGACCCAAGUAAAGUUCGUGCCUACGGGCCAGGCCUCUCGCAAGGUACAGUCAAUAAACCAGCCGAUUUCAUCGUUGAUACUCGCGGAGCUGGUAAUGGACAAUUGGGCGUAACAGUAGAAGGACCAUCGGAAUCGAAAAUCGACUAUCAAGAUAAUAAUGAUGGUAGUUGUCGGGUGACCUAUCAUCCAACAGUCGCUGGCAACUACAAUAUUAAUAUCCUAUACGAAGGCAAGCAUAUUCCAGGCUCACCGUUUCGUGCUGCUGUACGAGCCGAUCUUGACGUUCGAUCUAUUCGUUGUUAUGGACCAGGUCUCGAUCCCCAGGGAGUAUUUCUCGAAAGUCCAACUGAAUUUACUGUCGAUGCCAAAUCAGUUACUGGUAGUGGUUCUGGACGUGUCGAAUGUUUAUUGACAGCACCGAGUGGUCGACUAGUUCGAUGUCCCGUACGAAAUAUGGGCGAUGGUACUUAUCAAGUUCAAUAUGCACCCUACGAACAAGGUCCACAUCAACUUGAAGUCACUUAUGAAAAUAUUCCUGUACCGGGAAGUACAUUUCGCGUCAAUGCUGUACCGGGUUGUGAUCCAUUACGUGUACGUGCGUAUGGACCAGGUCUCGAAUAUGCGACCACCAACGAACCAGCAACAUUUACUGUCGAAACCAAAGGUGCUGGACAAGGUAGCCUUGGAUUGGCAAUUGAAGGACCAUCGGAAGCGAAAAUGGUUUGCAAAGAUAAUCAAGAUGGAACAUGUAUUAUGGAAUAUUUACCAACAAGAGGCGGUGUAUAUGACAUAGCAAUUAAAUUUGCUGAACAACAUAUACCAGGUUCACCAUUUCGAGUUAAUGUUCGUGACCGACUUGAUGCUAAUCGUGUCAACGUUAGAAUGAGUGAAACAAUGCGCGCGAAUGUUCUUCAAGAAAUUCUCAUCGAUGGUCAAUUAGCUGGUGCUGGUGUUCCAUCCGUUGAUAUUUCGGAUAUUCACGGUCGUCGUAAACCGGCAAAUAUUCGCCCAAGGGGUGAAGGCAUAUACGUUGCAGAAUUUACUCCACAAAUCGAAGGUCCACAUCGUAUUGACAUUAACUGGAGUGAUCAACCUAUACUUCAAAGUCCAUUUCACGUUCAAGUUCUUCCUCAUUUCGAACCGCAUAAAGUUACUGUCGACGGACCAGGUAUUCAUAGUGGCAUCCCCGCAUCAUUGGAGACUUACUUUCGUAUUGAUACAACUGAAGCUGGUUUUGAACACCCAGACGUUUUAAUCAAAAGUCCUGAAGGUCUUCUCGUUCCCACGAAAAUUGUCGACAAUAAAGACGGAACAUACAAAGUUACCUAUAAACCGAACGAUGUUGGUCGGUAUUUAAUUAAUGUUAAUUAUGGUGGUGUUCCAAUCAACCAUUCUCCAUUCAACGUCAAAGUGGAGCCAAUAGGCGAUGCAUCGAAAUGCCAUGUUUCUGGCAAUGGCACAAACCCAAACCUUCAAGUAGGUGAAGAAUAUACAAUUACCGUUGACACACACGAAGCAGGUCCUGGCGCAGUAACAUGCCGCAUACGUUCGACUCUUGGCAAUGAUCUUGACAUUGACAUUGUCGAUAACGAAGAUGGUACAUUCAAUCUUUUCUACACCCCACAUAAUCCGGGCAAUUAUGUUAUUAAAAUCAAAUUCGGUGGUCAAGAUAUUCCUGGCGGAGAUUUCGUUGUCACAGCUGGUGAUGGCGAUAAAUACUAUCGGGAUACCCAAAUCACGGAAACCGUUACUUCACGUCAUACAGCAAGUCAAUAUCGACCUGUGGAUUUUCGUUUACCCGUCGGUGGUGGUCAAUUCGGAGAUAUCAGUGCAUUAAUUCGAACACCAACUGGACGAACUCAUACGCCAAUUAUUGAAGAUAAUCACGAUGGCACAGUUUCAAUCAAAUACCAACCAUCAGAAGUCGGUCUUCAUGAAUUAGAUGUUUUCUAUCAAGGCCAACCAAUUGCUGGUUCGCCAUUCAAAUUUCACGUUGAUCAAGUUCAAACAGGUUAUGUCACUGCAUACGGACCUGGUCUUAGUCAUGGUGUUUGCAAUGAACCAUGCAGUUUUCGUAUUAUUACAAAAGAUGCUGGUUCUGGCGGACUUUCAGUCGCAGUUGAAGGAAGUUCAAAAGCCGAAAUUCAAUGUAAAGAUAAUAAAGAUGGUACAUGCGAUGUCACUUAUUGGCCGACUGCACCAGGUGAAUAUACAAUUACAGUUAAAUUCGCCGACAAACACAUUGUUGGUUCACCAUUUACGGCUAAAAUAACUGGUCCACCUUCGUCAAUGGAUCAAUACAAACGAUCGCAAGUUACUCUUGGUAAUCAAAGCGAAUUCAGUUUACGCGUCACUGAAAUGGAUAUUCACGAUUUACAUGCAACAAUACGUUCACCAAGUGGUUAUGAGGAGCCAUGUAUAUUGAAAAAAUUAGCAAACGGAAGUUUGGGUAUAUCGUUUGUCCCACGAGAAAUUGGAGAUCAUUUAGUCAAUGUUUAUCGCGAUGGUCAACAUAUUAAAAAUAGUCCUUUCCGCAUUCAUGUCGGUUCAUCAGAAAUUGGCGAUGCCAGUAAAGUUCGAGUCUUUGGACGUGGUAUACAAGAAGGUAACGAAUGGCAGUACGUCGAUUGUAACAGUCCUCAAACUUUAUAUAUAUAUAUAGGUUAUGCAUAUCAAACAAACGAUUUUACUGUUGUUACACGUGAUGCUGGUUAUGGCGGUUUAUCACUUUCAAUCGAAGGUCCAUCGAAAGCUGAUAUUGAAUGUCACGAUAAUGAAGAUGGUUCAUGUCUCGUUACUUAUAGACCCACUGAACCCGGACUAUAUAUAGUCAAUGUUAAAUUUGCUGAUAAACAUGUGCCAGGUAGCCCAUUUACGGUUAAUGUUGACGGUCAAGGAUCCAAUCGGUUGAAAGAAAGCAUUCUACGUGAACGUCGCGCUGUCGAUGUGACGCAUAUUGGUAGUCAAUGUGAAUUAUCACUAAAAAUUCCUGGUAUGUACAAUCUAGCUAUGCGGACAACUCUUUUUUUGUCAUGGACUUAA
Adineta ricciae is the source of this 5973-nucleotide messenger RNA. The record is from the annotation of a GenBank genome assembly. Lineage: Eukaryota; Metazoa; Rotifera; Eurotatoria; Adinetida; Adinetidae.